AUGGAGUCGCACCUAUAUGAGGGAAUCCAGCCUGCUGACUUCUACGACAAGCUUGAGAACGUGCUUGCAACCCAGAAGUCUGCCUUCAAGGUCAACAUCGCUCUUGGAUACAAGCUUGUCAGCAGAACCGAUGACAGCGAGACUCGCUACUUCCACCCCAAUAUUAGCAACACAUCUGUAUUUAGCACUCCUGUGGCUAUCAACAGCAAGGCUGAUAUUCGUAAGAAGGUGAUCUCGGAGAUUCGCUCCAUGGAGUUGGCUGACAAGCUCAACUACCCCAGAUCCAGGUACAUGGUGAAGGGUAUUACUGGCUUCAAAAUCUAUAUCUACCAGCGCGACCAUGCGCUGGGCGAUAGUGAGGCUGUCAUUCCUAAGGUGAUCCGCGAUAACAAGCACGUCAUCAACUUCCCCAAGACGAAUAACAAGCGUGUCUUCCACUGCAUUGCUUAUCACAAGCAGGAGGGAGCCAAGAAGGAUCCUCGCAGAAUCCAGGCUCUGGUGAAACAAGCCUUCAAGCAGUACUGUUCGUACAAGGAGAUCACCUACACUCUGGCUAUCGACAUUCUCCAAUUCGAUGAGCUUGAGGAGUGCUUCAAACUGAACAUCAACGUCUUCAACAUGGAUGUUGAGACGGGCAAGGUUGAAUGCAUUCGCUGCUCGGACAAGGACUAUGAUUCGAUCAACAUCCUGUCGCACGAGAAUCACGCUCUCUACAUCACGAACGUUGGUAUGCUCCAGCAGAAGUACCAAUGCUCUAUGUGUGAGAUGGUGUUUGUUAGCUCUGAUAAGCUACGCAACCACACUAAGAACCAAUGCGAACUCGUGAACAUCGAAUCGUUCCCAGCUCAGCCAACCAUCUACCAACCCGCUCCGAACAGCAUUUGUUCCAUGCUGACUAAGUACUCCAUCAAGGAUGCUGACCAUUACAUCGAUCACUUCAUUGUCUAUGAUUUUGAGGCUAUCCUCAAGCCUACGGGUGUCAAAAACGAAGAGAAUACUAUCUUCACAAACGAACACAUUCCUGUGUCUGUUUCCGUGGCCGACAGCUUGACUGAGGAGGUGCGAUGCUUUGUCAGCGAUGACCCGAAGGAGUUGCUCAAGGAUAUGUUCCAGUACAUCAAGGAAGUUGCGGCUAAGAUUCAGCAGUACAACGUCUCGAAGUAUGAGUCUUUGCUCCGCAAAAUCAUCAACGUCCAUGGUUUGAUUGACGCUGAGGUUCCUGGUCUAGACUUGGUCAUCAAGAACCCUAGCUACAUGUGCAUCGCCACGUCAGACAUGAAAAUGCUUGACAUUAGCAACUAUGUUCCGGCAGGCAGCAGCUAUGCAAAGUACUUGUCGACAUAUCUCGGUGAGUACAAGUGUGAUGACAAGAUUCGAUGCGUCUGUGGCCUAGGAAAAGGCAUCUUCCCGUACGAGUACAUUACUUCAUUUGACGUACUCAGUCAGCCGGAAGUCCCUCCUAAGUCGGCGUUCGACAGUGCUCUUCGUAGCACUAGCAUCAGCGAUGAGGACUAUGUGCGGGUACACUUCGUCUGGGAACACUAUGGCAUGAAGUCAAUCAAGGAUCUACUCAUUUGGUACAACAACCUCGAUGUAGUACCCUUCAUCAAGGCCAUCAAAGCCCAGCGAGAACUAUUCAAACGUUUCGAACUUGAUAUGUUCACUGAUGCUGAUACUGCCUCGGCUGACCGAAUCAAUAACAAGCUCGGACCCAUCGAUGGUAAUAUCUUGAUCAGCUGUGUGGGAUGCAACGUUGCUCGCAAGAACAUGUCGCUAAAGGGCUUCCGCCACAAGAAGCUACUUGAAUUCAACUCAGACAGAGAGGAGAAGGACAUCAACACCAAGAUGAAGGCGAACAUUGCUGGUGGUCCUUCUAUCAUCUUCAACAGAUACGCGAAACGCAACGAGACCAAGAUUCGAGGGGGGAUCGUCGAUGAUAUUGUAAAUGACAAGAUCUUUGGCUUCCUCGAGUGUGAUAUCCGUACACCAGAGCACCUCAAACCCUACUUCAGUGAAAUGACCCCAAUUUUCAAGAACACCCUUAUCGACCGCAGCGAUCGGAGUGUCAUCGGUCAGCACAUGUUCGAGUACAACGAGGAGCGCAAGCAAAGCCGAGCAAAGCCACCUCGCAAACUCAUCGGGAGCUACUUUGGUGAGAAGAUCCUCAUUUAUGCACCGCUACUCAAAUGGUGCAUUUCUCAUGGUAUGGAGAUCACCAAGACUUACAGCUUCAUCAAGGCUAGCUCCCACAAGGCAUUUGUACCAUUCAUGGAAGCCGUAUCGAGCGCGCGACGAGAGGGUGAUGAAAAUGUUAAAUCCAUCUGUAAGAUCAUUAUUGAGAAGUCCAAGAGUUGA
Messenger RNA from Phytophthora sojae, 2355 nucleotides. RefSeq lists its product as hypothetical. The record is from RefSeq and is a predicted model, not a curated record. NCBI's taxonomy places the organism in Eukaryota, Oomycota, Peronosporomycetes, Peronosporales, Peronosporaceae. The transcript is spliced from 7 exons. Bases 1 to 2355 code for a protein of 784 amino acids.